Molecule: messenger RNA, 471 nt
Organism: Meloidogyne enterolobii
Lineage: Eukaryota; Metazoa; Nematoda; Chromadorea; Rhabditida; Meloidogynidae
Source: the annotation of a GenBank genome assembly
AUGCCAAAAAAAGAUAUGGCCCUUUCUGACAAUAUGUGGCAAUAUAGAGAUGUUUUGUUUGAUUUGGACACUCGAAUGCUACGAUUAGCAGCAGGAGAGUCUAUUGUCGAGAGGAUAGAUAAUGUGGAGGAUACUAAAGGGAAUAAUGGAGAUAGAGGAUUGUUAAGAAUCACUAAUUUACGCUUGAUUUGGAAAAUUCGUGGGCAAGCAGAAUCGCUUUAUAUAAUGUCUAAAGGACUUUCUGGAACAAAAUUUGAAUUUGUCUUUACAUGCGUUAAUCCGUCUAGUACCAAAUUUUUCUCUACAGUUAUUGGUAUAAAUAGAGCUUAUGAAGCAUCAAGAAUGUAUCGCGAAAUGAAAAUGAGAACAACUUUACUCAAUUCUGAGGAGAAAUUAAUUUUAUUAUCAUUAGAAACACAAUGUGACAGAAUCGAUGGUGUUUGGAAUUUAAGUAGCGAUCAAGUUCGUUAA